AUGGAAAAUAUCGCCAAAUCCGCCGUCUUCACGUCCUCCCAACGCGCUGCGGAUGCGUUGGAAAAUCUCAAACGCGUCGUUGGGCCCUCGGGCGAUUUCAACAACGCGGAGGAGGUGCUCGCGCACUACGCCACGCUCGGCUUUCAGGCAACGCACUUCGCGCAGGCGUGUGGGAUUACUCGGCGGAUGUUGGAGCCUCAACCCCCUUCGCGAACGUACCUGAUUCAAGAGGGUGAAUUCGUGGAAGCAAGCGCGGAAAUGGAUUCGUCGCCGACGCUGGUUUAUCCAACGAUUUUCCUGGGGAUGACGGCGAAUUUGCUGGGAACGGGAUGUCGUGAGGCAUUGCGUUUUCUCCUUCAAGAAGGAAUUCAACCCCGUACGGAGGUCCGGCCGAGCGCCAUGGUGGAUUUCGACGACCUCGCGCGGCUAACGUACCCUGAGAUCACCUCUCCCGCGGGGAAUCCUUCCAAAUCCGCCUCUUCUUCUGCUGCUUCUGGUUCUUCUUUUUUUUCCCCCGAGGGCGAAGAGGCGGGGUCGCAUUACAGCUUUCUCUCCGCGCUUGUGGUGAGUGGUGGAGGGAUGGAGCACGACUUACGCCGCGCGUGCGAGGCCUAUCACCUCACCACCUACGCCAGCGCGAAAGAAAGCCCCGACCAAACGGCAACCCCCCCCCGCCCCGGACGACGCCAGGGGCCUGCGGGAGAUUUGGCAACAUCGUGUACGGAAUCCCCUCGCCGAACCCGUCGGAAAACGGCCCGUCCUCGGCUUCCACGGCCGCCCUUUUUGAUCGGUUGA
Phytomonas sp. EM1 is the source of this 795-nucleotide messenger RNA. Lineage: Eukaryota; Euglenozoa; Kinetoplastea; Trypanosomatida; Trypanosomatidae. The record is from the annotation of a GenBank genome assembly.